UAAAUAUUUAGUAGGAGCUGAACCGGCACACAGGUUUUGGGUGGCUCUCAGUAUAUAUAUUUAUAGAGAGAGUGGUAUAUAUACCUUUUUCUUCUGUGUUUACUCUUGAAUCGUUUUGUAUUUGUGCUAAGGAAAAUCAACCUAGUUCUUUUGGCAUCCAACAGACGUCGGAGAUCACCUGCCGGUUCACCCGCUUCCUGUUGCACGGUUGCUCAACGUGAUCUGUUGGACCUCAACGGCAACGUGGUAACGGUAGUCCUGGCAAAAGCCCAGAGCCUUCAGAAGAGGGAGCCGUAUCAGAGAGACCUGCCCCAAACGGGACAAGAGGCCAUGGAUAGAAAGGUGGAAGGUUCUCUCAACGGCCGUGGGCAAAACUAUGAAAUCCAGCCUAGCAAAAACCUGGAGGGUUGCGUCAGAGCCGUAGAGGAGAAGCUGGUGACUUUGGGCUUGGAGGAAGAAGCAGCUGAAGAAGGUGACGAAUAUGUGAACGUGUGCCAGAGCGGGUUGAUGAUCUACAGAGAACUGCACGACAAGCUUUUUGAGCAUCAGAAGGAGGGCGUUGCCUUCCUCUACAGCCUCUACCGUCUGGGUCGGAGGGGCGGCAUUCUGGCGGAUGACAUGGGUCUGGGCAAGACCAUCCAGAUCAUUGCUUUUCUUUCAGGAAUGUUUGAUGCCGAUCUCAUUCAGUCGGUUCUGCUGAUCAUGCCCGUUACUCUGGUGAACAACUGGAUGCAGGAGUUUCUCAAGUGGGCCCCGGGAAUCCGGGUGAAGGUCUUCCACGGGACCAGCAAGAAAGAGCGCGGCCAAAAUCUCGAGCGAGUCCAGAGGAAAAACGGGGUCUUGCUCACGUCGUAUCAGAUGGUCCUCGCCAACUGGGAGCAGCUCGGGAGAUUGGACCAGCAGAGGUUCGUGUGGGACUACAUCGUCCUGGACGAAGCCCAUAAAAUAAAAACACCGUCAGCAAAAACAACAAAAUCUGUCUAUGCCAUCCCUGCUAAAAAUCGCAUCCUUCUUACGGGGACCCCCGUGCAGAAUAACCUACGGGAGCUUUGGGCCCUCUUCGAUUUUGCCUGUCAAGGAGCCUUGCUUGGCACGGCCAAAACUUUCCGGAUGGAAUACGAGAAUCCCAUCACGAAAGCACGAGAGAAGGACGCCACUCCAGGAGAGAAGGCUCUGGGGCUUAAGAUCUCGGAGAACCUGAUGAGUAUCAUACAGCCAUAUUUCUUGCGGCGAAGUAAAGAUGAAAUACUGAAGCUGAAAUCCAAAAGAGCCAGUUGUCCACCUGGCAUGGACAGAGGCUACGUUGCCCUUGAAAUGCCUUCUCUUCCGAGAAAAAAUGACUUAAUCGUAUGGGUUUACUUGGCGCCCAUGCAGGAAGAGAUCUACAGAAGCUUCCUCUCCUUGGAUCAUAUUAAAGCGCUGUUGAUGACAAACCGUUCUCCGUUGGCCGAGCUGACCGUGUUGAAGAAACUCUGUGAUCACCCCAGGCUCUUAUCGGCUCAAGCUUGCAUCCAGCUUGGCUUGGAGGUUUCGGAUUAUUCCGAGCAGACCGAGGAGGGAGAAGGAACGGAUUCGGACAUGUUCCGAGAAAUCAAGAAAGUCUCCUACAAGACUCUGAUCGAGGAAUCAGGAAAGCUAACAUUCCUCAUAGCGUUGCUGGAGAAGCUGCAGGAAGAAGGCCAUCAGACGCUUGUGUUCUCCCAGUCGAGAAAAAUGCUGGAUAUAAUUGAGCACAUCUUGACUCAACGGCGCUUUAAGCUGAUGCGCAUUGAUGGGACGGUGACUUGUUUAGCAGAACGGGAGAGCAGGGUUGGAGAUUUCCAGAAGGACAAAGGCUACUCGGUCUUUCUCCUCACGACUCAGGUCGGGGGCGUGGGACUCACGUUGACGGCAGCCACCCGCGUGGUGAUCUUUGACCCCAGCUGGAACCCUGCUACGGAUGCGCAAGCCGUAGACCGAGCAUACCGGAUUGGCCAAAAGGAGAACGUCGUGAUCUACCGACUGAUCACCUGCGGGACAGUAGAAGAGAAGAUCUACAGGCGUCAAGUCUUCAAAGAUUCGUUGAUACGCCAAAGCACCGGAGACAAGAAAAACCCGUAUCGGUACUUCACCAAGCAGGAAUUAAGAGAGCUUUUCACGCUGGAGGAGACCAGGAGCUCAGCCACUCAAAUCCAGCUCCAGUCUCUGCACGCCCGUCAGAGGAAUUCUGAUCCGCAGCUGGACGAACACAUUGCGUAUCUCCACACGUUGGAGAUGUUCGGCAUUUCCGACCACGACCUCAUGUACACGUGCGAGACGGGUCACGAGGAACAAGCUGAAGAUGAGGAGGCCCAUCGGUACAUCGAACACAGGGUUCAGAAGGCUCAAGAAUUGGUCCAGCUAGAAUCGCAGCUCACAAACGUCAAGUACCAGCAGCCUCGCUUCUCGUGAAUCUCCGGUCUACUUCCCAACCAAGUUGCGUCCAACACAACGGAAAGCAUUCACAAGCUCCAUUCCAGGCACCGCAACGGCCAUGUUGUCUUCUCAAGUCAGAGUUAUUUAUAAUACCUGCCCGGCCCAAGAUGGAUGGGUGCAGUUUUCUCUCCGUCUCCUUCUCCAGUGACUCCUCUCCCAGUGGAGCUAAACUGAUUUUUGUCCCACAACUCCUGUCUGGUAGUAACCAGCCGGUCGGUCUAGUAACCUCUAAGCCAGUGGUUCUUAACCUUGGGUUACUCAGAUGUUUUUGAACUGCAACUC
Molecule: messenger RNA, 2736 nt
Organism: Pogona vitticeps (central bearded dragon)
Lineage: Eukaryota; Metazoa; Chordata; Lepidosauria; Squamata; Agamidae
Gene: ERCC6L
Product: ERCC excision repair 6 like, spindle assembly checkpoint helicase
Molecular function (GO): ATP binding; DNA translocase activity
Source: RefSeq, a predicted model, not a curated record